UCACCAUUUUUCAAGUCAUUGGCAUCUUGGCUAAGAUUUGACUGUUAACAACAGAGAAGUAAAGUUAACCCUUCUCGAUCUUCUCUCUGACCCAUCAUUACAUUUUAGGGUUUUUGCUCAUUUGUCCCCCAAAGCUAGGGUCUUUGUCCUUUUACCUUAUUUUCCCCCAAUUCAAAAUUAACAAAAAUCAUGUUUUCUUUUUCUUUCUCAGGGUUUUUCUGCGUGAAUCAGAACCUGCAAUUUGCGUUGGAAUCUUAGGGUUUGAGCAAAUUCGGUGGUGUUUUCAGCUUCUUCCACUUCCCCUCAAGGAAAGAAAAAGGAAUUGAAGUUGCAGAGAGUAGAGUGGAAGAAAGACUGUUUUUUUACCGUUGAAAAGGCGAUUUUUUGAUUUUUUUGAUUUUGGGAAGAUGAUUGCUGAGAAACCAAGCUGGGUUAGCCAUGAGGGCAUGCAGAUUUUCUCCAUUGAUGUUCAACCCGGUGGACUGAGGUUUGCCACUGGUGGUGGUGACCAUAAGGUUCGCAUAUGGAAUAUGAAGUCUGUUAGUACGAACAUGGAAAAUGAUGACGCUUCACAAAGGCUUCUUGCCACCCUGCGGGAUCACUUUGGCUCUGUCAACUGCGUUAGGUGGGCUAAGCAUGGAAGGUAUGUUGCAUCAGGAUCUGAUGAUCAGGUGAUAUUAAUUCAUGAGAGAAAGCCUGGUUCAGGAACCACAGAAUUUGGCAGUGGAGAGCCCCCGGAUAUUGAAAACUGGAAAGUAGUAAUGACUUUGAGAGGGCACACUGCAGAUGUGGUGGAUCUUAAUUGGUCUCCUGAUGAUUCUGCAUUGGCUAGUGGGAGUUUGGACAAUACUAUCCAUGUUUGGAAUAUGAGCAAUGGGAUUUGCACUGCUGUUCUUAGGGGUCACUCGAGCCUAGUCAAGGGGGUUGCCUGGGAUCCUAUUGGCUCUUUUAUAGCUAGUCAAUCUGAUGACAAAACUGUCAUUAUAUGGAGAACUAGUGAUUGGAGUCUUGCUCAUAAGACAGAUGGUCACUGGGCAAAAUCACUUGGGUCAACUUUUUUUAGGCGUCUUGGAUGGUCUCCUUGUGGUCAUUUUAUCACCACCACGCAUGGCUUCCAGAAACCAAGGCAUUCUGCCCCUGUGCUAGAGAGAGGUGAAUGGUCUGCAACAUUUGAUUUCCUAGGACACAAUGCUCCAAUCAUUGUGGUGAAGUUCAACCAUUCUAUGUUCAGAAGGAAUAUCUCUAAUGCUCAGGAAGUGAAGUCUGUGCCUGUUGGGUGGACCAAUGGUGCCUCCAAGACUGGAAGCAAAGAGCCACAGCCUUACAAUAUUAUUGCCAUUGGUAGUCAGGAUCGAACUAUAACAGUGUGGACUACUGCAAGUGCCCGCCCUCUAUUUGUGGCUAAGCAUUUUUUUACUCAAAGUGUUGUGGAUUUGUCCUGGAGCCCUGAUGGAUAUUCACUUUUUGCAUGUUCCUUGGAUGGAUCAGUGGCCACAUUUCAUUUUGAGCCAAAGGAACUUGGUGAGAGAUUAGGUGAUGCUGAGCUAGAUGAGUUGAAGAGAAGUCGUUAUGGUGAUGUGAGAGGGCGCAAAGCAAACUUAGCUGAAAGUCCGGCACAGUUACUGCUAGAAGCAGCUGCUGCCAAGCAGACAUCUAGCAAAAAGGUGGUUUCUGAUGCCCAGCUACACCUGACAAUGACAAAGGCUUUUGUUCACGCUGGGGUUACUACAAAGAAUGUCGAGCCUCAAGUUGAUGAUGGUAUUAAGAGUGGAGGUCCAGCAGGGGAUGGAUCAGACAAAGUUACGACAUCUGGUCGGAUUUCUAGUCCUGUUAAACAAAGAGAGUAUAGACGACCUGAUGGCCGGAAAAGAAUUAUUCCUGAAGCAGUCGGAGUGCAGCAGGAAAACAUUUCUGGUCAGCAGGCACUUGAUUUUCCUUUUGUGUCUUCUGAUCACAGAAAGGCUCCUGACAGAGCUGUUUCUAAUAAUGAUGACAUAAGAGCAAGUACAUUGGGAGGUGCAAAUUUCAGAAGUUCAGACUUAAAAGAGCGUUCUGGGGUUACUGCUAGGGCCACAAUUUCUGAGAGCCUAGUGAUUCAGAAAGUUCCAGCUUCUGCUGGUGAUGGGAGCAUCAAUGUUGAACAGUUGGGCAACAUGAUGACUUCUAGUUCUUCAGCUUCUUCUGGUGCUACACUUACCAUUAGGGUAUUUGACAAGAAAGGCGAUGACGGUACUUCACCUAUUCUUUUGGAAGCACGCCCAAGAGAACAUGUUGUAACUGACAUUGCAGGGGUGGGAAAUACAUCCAUGACGAAAGAAACAGAAAUUUUGUGCACGAGGGGGCCUCAUACACUUUGGUCUGAUAGGAUAUCAGGAAAAGUCACUGUUUUAGCUGGUAACGUAAAUUUCUGGGCCGUUGGGUGUGAAGAUGGAUCUCUGCAGAUUUACUCCAAGUGUGGGAGACGAGCAAUGCCUACCAUGAUGAUGGGAUCUGCUGCGACAUUUGUAGACUGUGAUGAAUGCUGGAAGUUGUUGCUGGUGACAAGAAAGGGAUCCCUUUACUUAUGGGAUUUAUUUAACCGAACCUGUCUCCUUCAAGAUUCAUUGGCUUCUUUAGUCACUUCAAGUCCUAACUCAUCUGCUAAAGAUGCAGGAACUAUUAAAGUUAUAUCUGCAAAGCUAUCAAAAUCGGGUUCUCCUCUUGUUGUGUUGGCCACUCGCCAUGCUUUCCUAUUUGACAUGAGUUUCAAGUGUUGGCUGAGGGUUGCAGAUGAUUGCUUCCCUGCAUCAAAUUUUGCCAGCUCUUGGAGUUUGGGUUCAAUUCAUGGUGGUGAGCUGGCAGAUUUACAGGUUGAUCUUAGAAAAUAUAUGGCCCGGAAGCCAGGUUGGACAAGAGUGACUGAUGAUGGAGUGCAGACGCGUGCUCAUUUGGAAUCUCAAUUGGCUUCUUCCUUGGCUUUGGGAUCCCCCAAUGACUAUCGCCAGUGCCUGUUGUCUUAUGUACGAUUUCUUGCAAGGGAAGCAGAUGAGUCUCGUUUAAGAGAAGUCUGCGAGAGUUUCCUUGGACCUCCAACAGGAAUGGCUGAGGAAGCAUCUCCGGAUUCAAAUAAAUUAGCAUGGGAUCCUUUUGUUCUUGGAAUGAGAAAACACCAACUCCUUAGGGAAGAUAUUCUUCCAUCCAUGGCAUCGAACAGAAAAGUCCAGAGAUUGCUCAACGAAUUCACGGAUCUGUUAUCUGAGUAUGACAUUGUUGAUGAUAAUCAAGACCAAAGAAAUCCCAUGUUACCAAAGUCAUCUUCACUAGGAACCAAACCAAUCGAGAACGGUUCACUAGCAAAAGAUCACGAGGAGAACUCUGAUCAUGCAGCCAUGGAUUGCCAGGACAAUACUCUAGAUCAAACUCGAGUUCUCCCAAAUGAAGCAAGUUCCGAUGCCCACAUGACUGAUCAAGUUAACCAGGAUGCACAAGUGAAUGAAGAAGGUUCCAUGCUUGUGGAUGAAGGUGGCAUUCAGAGCGGGAUUGUAUCAACAUAGGAUGUUUCAAGUGGCAUGGAUGAAUCUAAUUUCACUCUUGAAAGCUGAUCUUACUAACAAACACUUCAAAGGUACUAAAAGUUGAAGCUAAUCUGUCACAUCUGUGGCUUCUCUAGCCAACUUGGAACUUGCUUUUUGUAAAAUGUCAAGUUUAGGAAGUUAUAGUUACUUAGUUAAGGAAACCUCAAGUUUUACCGUAUGCUGUUAAAUCCAAAUUUCACUGUCAAUUUCAUUUAACAAUUGAUUUGGUGUUUCUAUGUGCCAUUGAAGAAUGGUCAUUUUUUUGGCUAAA
Messenger RNA from Lotus japonicus, 3825 nucleotides. Its product is annotated as protein HIRA. Gene Ontology annotation, biological process: regulation of DNA-templated transcription; DNA-templated transcription; chromatin remodeling. NCBI's taxonomy places the organism in Eukaryota, Viridiplantae, Streptophyta, Magnoliopsida, Fabales, Fabaceae. Gene Ontology annotation, molecular function: protein binding; nucleosome binding. The record is from RefSeq and is a predicted model, not a curated record. Bases 408 to 3533 code for a protein of 1041 amino acids. Gene Ontology annotation, cellular component: HIR complex; nucleus. The transcript has 11 exons.